Messenger RNA from Sciurus carolinensis (gray squirrel), 1170 nucleotides. RefSeq names its product galanin receptor 2 (gene Galr2). Lineage: Eukaryota; Metazoa; Chordata; Mammalia; Rodentia; Sciuridae. Gene Ontology annotation, molecular function: galanin receptor activity. Gene Ontology annotation, biological process: neuropeptide signaling pathway; adenylate cyclase-modulating G protein-coupled receptor signaling pathway; negative regulation of adenylate cyclase activity. The transcript has 2 exons. The coding region runs from base 25 to 1170 and encodes 381 amino acids. The record is from RefSeq and is a predicted model, not a curated record. Gene Ontology annotation, cellular component: membrane.
GGCGGCUCCGGGUUAGGCGACACCAUGAAUGACUCCGGAGGCUGGGGGUCCGAGACCGCGAGCCAGGCGGGUGGAGUGGGCUGGCAGCCCGAGGCGGUCCUCGUGCCCCUGCUCUUCGCGCUCAUCUUCCUCGUGGGUACUGUGGGCAACGUGCUGGUGCUGGCGGUGCUGCUGCGCGGCGGCCAGGCUGUCAGCACCACCAAUCUGUUUAUCCUCAACCUGGGCGUGGCCGACCUGUGUUUCAUCGUGUGCUGCGUGCCCUUCCAGGCCACCAUCUACACCUUGGACGGCUGGGUGUUCGGUUCGCUGCUCUGCAAGGCAGUGCAUUUUCUCAUCUUCCUCACCAUGCACGCCAGCAGCUUCACGCUGGCUGCCGUCUCCCUGGACAGGUAUCUGGCCAUCCGCUAUCCGCUGCACUCGCGCGAGCUGCGCACGCCUCGAAACGCGCUGGCAGCCAUCGGGCUCAUCUGGGUGCUGGCGCUGCUCUUCUCCGGGCCCUACCUGAGCUACUACCGCCAGUUGCAGCUGGCCAACCUGACAGUGUGCCACCCAGCGUGGAGCGCGCCGCACCGCCGCGCCAUGGACCUCUGCACCUUCGUCUUCAGUUACUUGUUGCCAAUGCUGGUUCUUGGACUGACCUACACGCUCACUCUGCGUUAUCUCUGGCGCGCUGUCGAUCCGGUGGCUGUGGGCUCGGGUGCCCGCCGCGCCAAGCGCAAGGUGACACGCAUGAUUGUCAUCGUGGCCGCGCUCUUCUGCCUCUGUUGGAUGCCCCACCACGCGCUUAUCCUCUGCGUGUGGUUCGGCCACUUUCCGCUCACGCGCGCUACUUACGCACUGCGUAUCCUCUCACACCUGGUCUCCUAUGCCAACUCCUGCGUCAACCCCAUCGUCUAUGCACUGGUCUCCAAGCACUUCCGCAAGGGCUUCCGCAAGAUCUGCGCAGGCUUGCUGGGCAGCACGCCGCGCCAAGCCUCGGGUCGCGUGUGCGUUCCGGCACCUGGCACCCACAGUGGCAGCGUACUGGAGCGCGAGUCUACCUACUUGACGCAUGUGAGCGAGGUGGCUGGGCUCCCUAUCCCUGCCCUGGAUCUUCCCAGCUGCACAGCCCUUGGCCCUUCCCAGGACCCAAAGACCCUCAACAACAUCCUGACAGUUAAUGUGACCUGA